This is a messenger RNA of Puccinia graminis f. sp. tritici CRL 75-36-700-3, 375 nucleotides long. RefSeq lists its product as uncharacterized. NCBI's taxonomy places the organism in Eukaryota, Fungi, Basidiomycota, Pucciniomycetes, Pucciniales, Pucciniaceae. The record is from RefSeq and is a predicted model, not a curated record. The transcript has a single exon. The coding region runs from base 1 to 375 and encodes 124 amino acids.
AUGCCCAGCCUGUUCAGCGCCCUCCGUCUGGGGCUUAUCUGCACCCUCUUCCUGUGGAUACUAGGCCCGGUUGACGCCGGGGGCUCAGGAUACUGGAAAAUUUGUAAAGUCUGCGAGAGAGACAACCCACAUAUCAAAUCGCGAGGCCUCAAGUUCACGAAGGAAACUAUAACAAAGACUUGCGGACAGCUCCACGAGCCUGAAGUCGAUUGCACUGGCGAAAUCUCUGUCAAAGUAUACUUCUGCCCUCAGUGCGAAACAACCGCAUGGAUCCCCCAAGGCUUGUGUAGAACCAACCACCCUGGCCAAUUGCCUCCUGAACGGUUCUUCGAGAAGGCAAAACCAGCGGAAUCAGCGGGAUCAAGUGCACCUUGA